Molecule: messenger RNA, 667 nt
Organism: Capsaspora owczarzaki ATCC 30864
Lineage: Eukaryota; Filasterea; Ministeriida; Capsasporidae
Exons: 3
Coding region: 22-558 (178 amino acids)
Source: RefSeq, a predicted model, not a curated record
AAGAAAUCAUUUUCUCCGCAAAUGUCUUUCCUGCUGCCAAUUGGAGCCGCUGUCGGCACUAUUUUCUUGGGUGCCGCGCAAGGCGUCCCGGUCUCCCAAAUCCCCGGCGCAUCGAUUGACUUUUACUUUAACCGCGUUGCGGCUGUUGUGGGCAGCGAUUCAAUGACCCUCAGCUACUGGGAUUCCUUGGAGCUUCCCGGAGUCCCAUUCACCUUCGAUUCGAUGAUCCGUGGUGGUCUUGUGCUGACGGCGGCCGCACUCGUGAGCAGCAUUACCGUCUUCUUCCUGGGACUCGUCGGGAUGAAGACAAACCAAAAGCUUCCCUACUUGCUCGCGACCGUGUGUGCCUUCCUGGUCAUUCUGUUCGGCUCUAUCGGUCUCGGUAUUCACCGCAAGUAUGUCGAAGACCUGCUGGAGAAUGCUGGAUCUCCCGAGAGUCCCGACAACGGCCCUGGCUUUGCCCUUCAAAUCGUGGGCAUCUUGAUCCACAUCCCGAUUGUGGCGAUCGCCCUCAUGCUCGCAUCUAAGGCGAGUGGCGACUCCCCGAGCAAGGCGUAAUCGAGGCCGGCGCUGCUUCUUAUCAAAGAGUGUGUGUGUGUGUGUUGGUGGAGCAAUGGAUUGUCCGUCACUGUUUGACUGAUCAAACGAAUACAAUCGACAUUUAUCC